CCGAUCUGAUGGGGCGGGAGCUCGGAACACGGAACCUGCCUCCCAAUGGAUUGCUUGGAAGAACAGCGGUUCUUGUCAUUGAAAAAUGGAUGGGUAGGUUACGAUGAUUGCUACACAUUUUAGUUCGCCAGUAAGAUGGCUUGUGUUUCAAGGAUGUCGCGGUAAUGACGAGCCACCGGAGGAUCCGUUGAUGAUCAAGCAGACUUACAUCAUUAACACAACAGGGCCCAAGAGCUCUUUCCUCGCAUAAAACACACACUAAGCACCCGAGAUUCGCUUUCAUCUGUAUGCGUGUUCUGCUAAGGCGCUGCAGAGCAUUGCAACUGCUUUGGACGAGGAUUGACCCCCCUCAUUCACGCCGCAGAUCCCCUCACUCCGGCUCUUCUAGAGGCGGUCAAGUGCAGCAGACCGGGGGCCGGGGGCUGGCACACGGGGGAUGAGGUGCUCGCCGUGCAUCUGCUCGGCUGCGCGGACAGCGUCGACAAAGGCACCGCGCUCAUCAGCAGCAGCAGCAGCGGCACCCUCGAGUAACCCUAACACAUCGCUGAUCCUGCUGCAGGAAUUUAUACCCGAGUCGCUCCCUCGCGUGCUGCGGACGCAGAUCGGCCACCAUCUCCAACGCCCGACCAGGCAACAGCUGUUCGACCUUCUCGCCGACCUGCCGCGCGAUGGCAUAGGCCAGAAGGUCUGGCAGCCGCGCUGGGAGAACACAAGCGAGAAGCAAGUCUUUGAGAAUGCUCACAAGUUUUCCUUUCUGCCCAAAAGCUUCUUGAAAACGCAACGACGGCUCGGCCUCACGACUUCAUGCGAGAGGGGGAUACGGUACUGGAAGGUGACGCGUACCUCGCUGACCAAGGACCCAGAGCAGAGAAAGGCGUGGGGUUACCUCUACUGGGAUGACCAACUUGUCGCGCCCAAAGAAAUGGAGAUUAAGGAUGGGGGGCAGGGAUGGGCCAUGUUCAAAGGCAAGGAACAUCCCGAACAGUGAUGUCGAACCACACAUCUUGCGGGCUGAUGAGCGGCCCACAGAAGGUAGACCCCGAGCAUCGAUCGCACUUCUUUGCAGUGGGCAUUCGACCCAAGUAAGCACAGACUUUAUGACGCGUGCCGUCGCGGCGCCUCGCGGGACCGCUAUGUAUUUCUAUCACUCUAUCCAAUAUACUCUGCAUUUCAGGA
This is a messenger RNA of Tilletiaria anomala UBC 951, 1176 nucleotides long. RefSeq lists its product as uncharacterized. Lineage: Eukaryota; Fungi; Basidiomycota; Exobasidiomycetes; Georgefischeriales; Tilletiariaceae. Bases 437 to 988 code for a protein of 183 amino acids. The record is from RefSeq and is a predicted model, not a curated record. The transcript has 2 exons.